Oncorhynchus masou masou (cherry salmon) is the source of this 4769-nucleotide messenger RNA. RefSeq names its product phosphatidylserine synthase 1a (gene ptdss1a). The record is from RefSeq and is a predicted model, not a curated record. The coding region runs from base 256 to 1659 and encodes 467 amino acids. Gene Ontology annotation, molecular function: L-serine-phosphatidylethanolamine phosphatidyltransferase activity. Gene Ontology annotation, biological process: phosphatidylserine biosynthetic process. Lineage: Eukaryota; Metazoa; Chordata; Actinopteri; Salmoniformes; Salmonidae. The transcript is spliced from 13 exons.
GAGUUUCUUUUCCCCGAAAACGUUUCAGUAAAUUUAACCCGUGAUGUUCGCACUCGCAAGAAGGCAGCAGUUCAUUAUUGACUCUGUUUUUCUUUAGGUUGUGCUGUUGCGCACAUAUUUAACGGACGUGCGUCUGGUCGUUUUGGCCUUUACGAGUGGACAACAUGAAUCAUUAAUUUCGCUGAACGUCUAAAUGUCAAUCUAAAGGAGCCCGCAGGAGGAGAAGCUGAUUCCUCUGGUCACGCUCCCGCAAUUAUGGCGUCCGGAUAUGGGUACGAAUCGCGGACUAUAGGCAAAGAUGAUGUGAACUACAGGAUGCAUUUCCGUAUGAUCAACGAGCAGCAAGUGGAGGAUAUUACACUGGACUUUUUCUAUAAGCCGCACACAAUAACACUGUUAACAUGCACAGUGCUCAGCUUGAUGUAUUUUGCAUUUACAAGGGAUGAGACGAACGAAGACGCCAACUUGUGGGUGGGCCUCAUCCUGGUCCUCUCCUUCUUCCUGGUCAUCAGUGUUCUGGCCUUCCCUAACGGACCAUUUACCAGACCACAUCCGGCGAUAUGGCGAAUAGUUUUCGGUCUGAGUGUGCUGUACUUCCUGUUCCUGGUGUUCAUCAUCUUCCUAAACUGGGAGCAGGUGAAGAACGUCAUGUACUGGCUGGACCCCAACCUGCGCUACGCCACCCGGGAGGCUGACAUCAUGGAGUAUGCAGUGAACUGUCACGUGAUCACCUGGGAGCGAAUCCUGAGCCACUUUGACAUAUUUGCCUUCAGUCACUUCUGGGGCUGGGGCAUGAAGGCCCUGCUCAUCCGCAGCUACGGCCUCUGUUGGACCAUCAGCAUCACCUGGGAGCUCACUGAGCUGUUCUUCAUGCACCUGCUGCCUAACUUUGCUGAGUGCUGGUGGGACCAGCUGAUCCUGGACAUCCUGUUGUGUAAUGGAGGAGGCAUCUGGAUGGGUAUGACUGUCUGUCGCUUCCUGGAGAUGAGGACCUACCACUGGGCCUCCAUCAAGGACAUCCACACCACGACAGGGAAGAUCAAACGUGCUGCGCUCCAGUUCACCCCGGCGAGCUGGACCUACGUCCGCUGGUUUGACCCCAAGUCUUCCCUGCAGCGCGUCACCGGGGUCUACCUCUUCAUGAUCAUCUGGCAGCUGACAGAGUUGAACACAUUCUUCCUGAAGCACAUAUUUGUGUUCCCGGCGUGCCACGCCCUCAGCUGGUGUCGGAUCCUCUUCAUCGGCAUCAUCACAGCUCCCACCGUGAGGCAGUACUAUGCCUACCUCACAGACACACAGUGUAAGCGUGUUGGGACACAGUGCUGGGUGUUUGGGGCCAUAGCGUUCCUGGAGGCCUUGGCGUGUAUAAAGUUUGGAAUGGAGCUGUUCUCCAAGACCCAGGUCCUCUAUGUGCUGCUGUGGCUGGUGUGUGUGGCCUUAAUCACAUUCCUGUGUCUGUAUGGGAUGGUGUGGUAUGCAGAGAUCUACGGCCCCAAAGAGAAGAGCUACUCUGAAUGUGAGGACAGCAACUACAAUGAGGACUUUGUGUCAGAACAAAGGAAAGGAGAACUGCAUUCUGAGGGUGAGGCUCCUCCCACCAGGCAGCGUGGGCGGAGCUCAGGGAAGAACAAAUCCACCAAUGGGCUGGGGAAGAAGUAACGCUAGCCCUGCCACCCAGGGUGGAGUCCCGCCCUCUUCUCCUGUCAGAACCCCGGACCACAGAGGAAGAGGUGCAUGUUGGGAGAGAUGGAAGAGAAAGAAAGGAUAUAGACAACACUUUCCCUCUGCAUUUUAACGUAUGGAGAAGCACCCAUCCAUAAGAGGGGAGAGUGGGCCCAGGUUAGGGGCGUGGUCAGUGGACAGGAUAGACACACCAUGUCCAUGCAGGGUUGGAGAGGAAGGAGAGAGGGGAGAGUGGGCCCAGGUUAGGGGCGUGGUCAGUGGACAGGACAAACACACCAUGUCCAUGCAGGGUUGGAGAGGAAGGAGAGAGGGGAGAGUGGCCUAUAGAUCAGAGAACCACACAGAUACCUACUGGUGGUUCACAUGGUCAGCACCUACCUACCUUAUGGCUGAUCAGUUUGUGUGUGUCUGCGUAAGCAUGUGUGUGUGGUGGCAAUAUUGCUUCUCCUCAGUCAGAACAGAAGAAUGCAUGUUCCAUUGUACAGGAGUUGGUAAACUACUGUGAUUGGAGAGCUACGUUUAUCCUGUACCAUAUAUCUUUCAUGUGCUUCAGCCCAUAGAAUUAGACUACUAGAAUGGAUAUGAACCUUCUUAUGAUGGUAUACAGGCUGUCAGCCAUUUUGGUCAGGGAGUUGGUCAACCAUGGUUAGCCAGUGCUGUGAUAAGAUAUUGUGUAAAAUAAUGAAUUGGGGGAAUUUGUCUACAGUGUGUUUGUUAGCUAGCUAACCGGACAGCUUUUAGAGGAACGAUUCAAUUCAUUUGUCCAUUUAACUGUCAAUAUGCCAACAUUCCAUUCCAACAAUCCAUUCACUGGCUGGUUGGACUUCGGCUAGUUGUAAAUGCAAUAAGUUAGCUAUUGAUUAUUGUAUCAUAGUGGCACUCAGUUUUCCAAGAAAACAACAACAAUUUUGGCAUUUUAUAGUCUGUUUACAUAUAUUAUAGAGGCUAUAUCAAAAUGUGUAUAUAAAACUGUAUUUAUAAUGAUGACUAUUUCAGAUUGACAUUAGACAUUUCUGGUAUCACAUGACUUCCUUUUGUUUUCCUGUAGACGUUGAAUCAGCAUUAUGCCUCUACUGCCUGUCAGUCAGACUGGUUCGGAUUCCUCCCUGAACAAUAUGGCUCCAUUAUCCACCCUACUCUGGGAAUGUGAGGGUUUAUGACAUAGCCCCCCCACCUCCAUCACACUACUGUAUGUAAAUGGGGCCCUAUUCUCUAUAUAGUGCACUAAGAUUGACCAGACCCCAGUCCAGUGUACUGCACUAAGACAAUAGGGUGCUAUUUGGGAAGCAGAGGUGAUAUAGCUGUGUAAUAUGACAGAAGUUGGACUCUCGUGUUGACUACUGUAGAGGAAGGCUGUUAUUCUCUGCUCCAACUCUUCAUCAUCAGUUGGUUCAUAUUUGUAAGUGUUCACCAUUUUUGGUUUGUUUUUAUGACUUGAACAAAGAGAGGAAUGUGACCAGAGGCCAUCUGUAUCAAACAUCGGAGUAGGAGUGCUGAUCUAGGAUCAGGUCCCAAUGGAAUCCUACUCAUUAUACUCUAAAAUACUCACUGAUCCUAGAUCAGCACUAUACUGUCACAGUAGAGAUGCUUGGUACAUAUGGCACCAGGAUUUUAAUGCAAAGCUGCUUUGGCAUGGAAGGACGUACGUUUGUGAUUGUUGUGUUUGACCUCCUGGGUCAGAGAAUUGUCUCUGUGCUCCACCAGCUCCAUAUAAACCGUUGACUUCCACUGUUUUGGAGAUGCUGUACUUUUACUGUAAUGUUUUGUUUUGUGAAAUCAUCGUCGUGACCUUUGUGUGAUUUAUUAUGUGAUGUCCCAAAUGGCACCCUAUUCCCUGUAUAGUGCACUACCUUUUGACCAGAGUCCUAUGGGCCCUGGUUCAAAAGUAGUGCACUAUAAAGGGAUUUUGAUGCCAUUUAGGAUGCUGCCUUCCUCUCCCUUCACAUCUGGGCUGCUGUGUUUUUCCAGUAAAUGACGAGGCCAGUCGUUGGAGCUUGGUCUGUCUGUGCAGGCAGGUAGCUUUGUUUUCCUACGAUGUGGAUGUUCUCGCCUUGCAUGGCUACGUGUGGAAAUGGAGUGUGUCGGGUGGGACUGGGGGAGGCUACAGAUUUACUACAGUAGUCGUGACAACAUGGUCUUUGCGUCAGUGUCGCACCACAUCAGUAAGCCAGUAUUCACACCAUGUCUUUUUUCAGUGUUGCUGUAAACAUUUUUAAUUCAAUGCCCUUGUGCCUGUAUGUAUGUGUGUAGUUUUGUUCUUUUUAACACUUUUUUUGCAGUUUGUAUUCAACCUUCUACAUUUCUCCUUGAGUCUUUAUUCCAGUGUUCUAUUGAUGAUUAUAUAAACUGGGUGGUUCGAGCCCUGAAUGCUGAUUGGCUGACAGCCGUGGUAUAUCAGACCAUAUACCACGGGUAUGACAACAUUUAUUUUUACUGCUCUAAUUAUGAUGGUAACCAGUUUAUAAUAGCAAUAAGGCACCUCGUGGUAUAAGGCCAAUAUACCACUGCUAAGGGCUGUGUUGCGUCGUGCCUAAGAACAGCCCUUAGCCGUGGUAUAUUGGCCUUAUACCACACCCCCUCGGGCCUUAUUGCUGAAGUAAAGGUUUGUCAGUCACUGGGUAAUACUCUGAGAAUGCAUCCAUCCGUCCUCCCCUUGGAGUAAACACUGUUCUGACAUAACUGUCUUUCUAAGCUACCUUUUUUUUUUAAAUACAAAAUUGCGUAUAAUUACUGAGAAAUGUGGUUUGACGAAUGGAGUUUAGCAAUGUCACUCUGAGCUAUUAUCACCCAUCCAGUUGUCAGAUAAGUGAAUAUUUUUGAGGGAGGGUGGAAGGGAGGGUAGAAGGGUGCAUUUUAGAAGUAUUCAACCAUAGCCAUCAUCUCAAUAGAAAUAUUUCUCUCAUGUCAAAAUCAGACAUUGACACAUCCCCAGGUAGCAUGGACCAGACUCCCUGGCUGUAUAGAAUAUGGCCUAUUGUUUCUGGAAUGAAGAUGCCAUUUUGCCAAAACAAUCCCUCUUGAAAAGGAGACUUGUGUGUUUUUUUUUUUUUUUUUCACUCGGAAUUAAUAAAACUUUAUUAAAAAUG